Messenger RNA from Cataglyphis hispanica, 1761 nucleotides. RefSeq names its product protein disulfide-isomerase (gene Pdi). The record is from RefSeq and is a predicted model, not a curated record. NCBI's taxonomy places the organism in Eukaryota, Metazoa, Arthropoda, Insecta, Hymenoptera, Formicidae. The transcript is spliced from 8 exons. Gene Ontology annotation, biological process: response to endoplasmic reticulum stress; protein folding. Gene Ontology annotation, cellular component: endoplasmic reticulum. The coding region runs from base 233 to 1726 and encodes 497 amino acids. Gene Ontology annotation, molecular function: protein disulfide isomerase activity.
AGCCUAUCGCUUCGCCGACGCAGCGCCGCGUCUGCUCAGCCGCUCAUUCGUCGCGCGCUCCUCGUGGACGGUGUCUUCCUCAUUAUCCCAUCCUCUUCAUCGUCGCCGUCAUUCCUCGUUACCGUUUGCUUCAACGAGGCGAACCCUUAUAUUCCGGGACUCGGUUCUCCGAAGGUACCAGCGACGAGAAGAGAGCGUUUCCGGAUUUGCAAAGAGAGGGAUUCUGAUCAGUAUGAGGGGUUUCGUCGGCGAAUUUUGUCUCGCGGCGCUUUGCCUCAUCGCGGCUUGUCUCGCCAAGGUAGAGGUCGACGAGGGUGUCUUGGUAGUCACCAAGGACAACUUUGACAGCGUCAUCGAAGAAAAUGAGUUUGUGCUCCUCGAGUUCUAUGCUCCAUGGUGCGGACAUUGUAAAGCUUUAGCACCUGAAUAUGCUAAAGCGGCAAAGAAAUUGGAAGACGAAAAAUCAACGAUCAAAUUAGGCAAGGUGGAUGCAACAAUCGAGACACAACUCGCCGAGAAACAUAAAGUGAAGGGAUAUCCUACUCUCAUAUUUUAUCGUAAGGGAGCUCUGAUUGAAUAUACUGGUGGCCGUCAAGCUGACGAUAUCGUCAAUUGGCUAAACAAAAAGACUGGUCCGCCUGCCAAAGAUUUGUUGACGAUCGAUGAGACGAAAGUGUUUAUUGACACACACAAUGUCGCUAUUGUUGGAUUCUUUAAGGAUGUGACGAGUGAUGCUGCCAAAAUGUUCUUGGAAGUUGGCAACAUUGUAGAUGAUCAUGUGUUUGGUAUUACUAGCGCUGACGAAGUUUUUAAUGAAUAUAAGAUUGAAGAUGGAAAGAUUGUGCUAUUCAAAAAGUUUGAUGAAGGAAGAGCCAUCUACGACGGAGAAGUUACUAUUAAAGAUGUACAAAACUUUAUUUUCGUACACUCGUUACCUUUGGUUGUUGAAUUUAACCAGGAUACGGCGCAGAAGAUUUUCAGCGGAGACAUCAAGAGUCACUUAUUAAUCUUCCUUAGCAAGGAAGCUGGCCAUUUUGAACAACACACGGAUGCAAUUCGAGCGCCGGCGACAAAAUAUCGCGGCGAGGUCUUAUUCGUAACGAUCGACUGUGAUGAGACUGAUCAUGAACGCAUUCUCGAGUUUUUCGGUUUGAAAAAGGAAAAUGUGCCGGCUAUGCGGCUCAUUAAACUCGAACAGGAUAUGGCGAAAUACAAGCCUGAAAAUCCAGAAUUAACUACCGAAAAUAUAGAAGAAUUUGUUACCGCUUUCGUAGAAGGCAAAUUAAAGCGACACUUGCUUACACAGGAUCUACCUGAGGAUUGGGAUAAGAACCCGGUUAAAGUCCUUGUUGGCACAAACUUCCACGAAAUUGCCUAUGACAAGGAGAAGGACGUUCUCGUUGAGUUUUACGCACCUUGGUGUGGCCAUUGUCAGCAGCUCGCACCUAUUUACGAUAAACUUGGUGAAAAAUAUAAGGACAAUGACAAGUUGGUCAUCGCGAAAAUGGAUGCUACUGCUAAUGAAUUGGAAGAUGUAAAGAUCGUCAAUUUUCCCACAAUCACGCUAUACAAAAAAGAGACGAAUCAGGCUGUAGAAUUCAACGGCGAAAGAACGCUCGAAGGUCUUUCCAAAUUUAUUGAAAGUGGCGGAGAAUACGGUCAAGCCGCGGAAGAGGCUCAAGAAGAGGACGAAGACGACGACGUGCCAAGGAAGGAUGAGUUAUAAACGCAUAUAAUCAUUAUUAUAAGAAGUAAAAUCAA